Messenger RNA from Zootermopsis nevadensis, 2925 nucleotides. Its product is annotated as D-beta-hydroxybutyrate dehydrogenase, mitochondrial. Gene Ontology annotation, molecular function: oxidoreductase activity. Gene Ontology annotation, biological process: steroid metabolic process. NCBI's taxonomy places the organism in Eukaryota, Metazoa, Arthropoda, Insecta, Blattodea, Termopsidae. The record is from RefSeq and is a predicted model, not a curated record. Gene Ontology annotation, cellular component: intracellular membrane-bounded organelle.
CCUCUGUCUGUUCCAACGCUUCAACUGCCAAAGUCCCUGUACUUCUCCGACGCAACAACCACAAGAAAUAGCAGCAGGCAGGGGAUCUCACAAAAUGAACGAACUGAACACGUAAGAAUGUAACCUUGAACAGAGAAAGACGAGAGGAAAGGUAAGGCGACACAGCAACAUACAGAGAAUCGCAACUUACUUCAUGCAUUCCACAGAUGAUGUAUCGUGUGUGAGUUGUUUCUCGGUUCGGGGAAGUCGAAGACGAAGAAAACAGAAGAAUUGUCAGAAUCGUAGUCUUUGUGAUCGUGACAUGACCUGUUCGUCUUCAGUUAUUAGUUUCAAUCAAAUCAAAUAUUACAUUUUAAGUGUUUGAAAUGUGAAAUUAAACUGUUUCGCAGGAUUCAAAAGUGCAAGAACACUAAUUCUAACAUAACGUGUGGAUAAUAAUAUCUAUAUUUCAACACAGUGAUAUCGGAUUGUCCAUGUUUAUCGCUAGGCGGAUGCACAGAUUCGCCAUUUCACCAAUAGAUCACUUCCCCAAGUGACCACCACUGCAUCGCCUGGCCGAGGAAAGUCGGUCAAGCCGAAUGGUUCGAAUACCAGAAGAUAACACAACAGACAGCAGCAGGGUAGACUCUGCACGGAGGAGACGAGAUAGAAUGAGGUGAUAAAACGUGUUAGAAAGUUUGCCAUUACAGAAAAGAGAUUUUCAGUUCUACUCAUACUAAAUCCGUAGUGAAAAAUCUAAACGAUAAUUAUCAAGACACGGUGUCCUUGGGCAGCAGCAAGUACUGGAGUAUACAAUUAAAAAUAUAUUGCAGCAUUCCUACAAGACGGCGCCGCAAAACGGACCGAAAACUUUUCGCACAAGUGUUUGUUUUCCAGUGUGAUAUUGAACGUGUUAAAAUAUACUUUAUGCAUGUGGCAGGCGAUAUUGGAUAUACAAACAUCGAGUUGGGUGAGGUGUGAUGUGAUUAUACACCUGACAGUCGUGUGCACACACCAACAACUAAAUAACAGAGCCAGCGGUGUUUUUUCAACAUUCAAUCCGUUCGCAGUAACAUUAAUGACAAGUACGGAGUACAAACGUGUGAAGUGUUUGAGCAGGAUACGGGAUUCUGAUGAGGCUGCAUUCUAUAAAUAGUGACUUAGCAUUAAAACAUGACGUGUUAUGAAUGAAUGAAAUGUAACUCGUAACACAUCAUCUACACACAUCAACUCUAAAUCAUGCACAUAAAUUUUUAACAAAACAAUCCUGUAAUUUAAAAUAUCAAAUUAAUCACAUUCAAACAUUUGCAGGAAAUUUCUAGUUCGAAGACUUCUAACGCGGGGUACUGACAUUUUCACACGUUAAUACUGAGGAGACACGAAAAUAUAAUAGGGAAGUGGCUGGCAAUCUUGUAAGGGUUUAAAACCACUUUUACCCUUUAUAAUUCUCACCGCCUUGUUCACUGCUUCCCCCACUUACACAAUUACACCAUUACCGUAAUCACGAGAACGUAAGGGCAACAAAAGGACCAUAAAAGUAAUAUUUCCCAACCCCUUCAAAACGAUUGGCUAAUAAAACGAUGGACGACCAAACAGCGUUAAUUCUAGCACUGCAGCUCAUCGCGUUAUGCUGCAUUGCAACUGCUCUUCUCAUGUAUCUCCUCUGUAGGAUUCGAAACCGUUAUACUGUGGGCACCGGUCAUGAUCAAGAUGACCCAGAAGUGACCCUCGAUGUCGGCAUGGGACGCGCUGUCCUUAUCACAUCUUGUGACACAGCAUUCGGGCUUCAGUGUGCGCUCCAUCUCAGUAACCUCGGGUUCAGAGUGUUUGCGGGCCUGAAGAACCCCGAAGCAACAUACAGAGAUGAUGAAGGGGCUGUCACCGAGAACGGGUCAGUGGCUGCGAGGAUUCUGAGGGCCAAACUCAAGGAACGGGAGAUGAUGGCAGCGCAGUCCGGGGGCGCCGUAGGGACGCUGAUUACUCUACCACUGGACGUGACGAGGGAAGACUUGCUGCACGAGGCAGUUGUGCUGAUAAGAAGAUAUCUACCGGCUGGCGAGGAUGGUUUAUGGGCCGUACUGAACACAGCGGGCCUAUGUUGCAAAGGACGCCUCGAGAACCAAGAAAAUUGCCACUGGGACGCGAUGCUGAAGUACAAUGUAAUAGGGGCACUGAGGACUGCACGAACGUUCAUACCUCUUCUCAAGAACAAGAGGGGGCGGCUAAUCAACAUGGGAGCAAACAUUAAUCGCUCCAACAGUCCAGGAAGUGGAUUGGUUGCCUACACAGCAGCACGGUAUGCAGUGGAAGGAGCAAGUAUGGCUUUAUGUCAUGAGAUGGCACCACACGGAAUUCAUGUUAUUACCCUACAGCCGAAUGGCGUAGCAACAGAGAAAGUAUUUGCAGCACCAAGACUUUAUGAGCCUGAAAAACCAGAGGGUCAUACUACUUUGGAGAUUCAACAGCCAGCAAACAAAUAUCUGAACUAUAAUCCGUCAGUUUUACCUCCACAAGCACUGAGAAUACUUGAAGAGGCUUUGCUCUCUAAAUCACCAAAACAAAACUAUCAACUUCUGCCACAGAGCAGAUUUAAUUAUUUGAAUCAUAGCAUUGCAGUUAUGAAGAACAGAAUUAUUGCACAAAUAAAACCUUCACAGCUACCAUAAAACAUGUAAAAGGCAGGAACUAAAUACAUGAACUUACUGCAAGAUCAAUCUACCAGAUAAUGAAUUCUUGUCACAUACCUAUGUUCUGUGUUCUGGAUCCUCCACUGGCGUCAAAGUUCAUAAUUUUCUUACAACUGAUAAUAUUCCCACUUCAAGCUAUCUUUUUGUUACUCAAAAUAAUAAUAAAUUUACCUAACCUCCAUACAAGGUUAGAAUGUAUGUGAUAUAUUAAAUUGUAUUAACCCAACAAACUUGAAAGAAAUAAAGUAUUUAAAAGAAA